AUGGACAAAUUACCGACACCCGUGUGGGCCCAAGUCCCUACUCCGCGGUCUUUCUACAGCCGCAUCGUCCGCUCUGACGCUUUCUUCGGUAUCUUUGCGCUUCUGAACCUUUAUGCGCUGGCGACGUUCUUCUGGCGCGACGAUCGAGACCCCAUGGUCCUAUGGGGAGAUGGGCUUGUACCGCUAUCGUAUAACGAUAGUAGUUGGAGGCCCAUGGCUGUCGCUCAACCGCCGCUAGUUGUUACCGCCGAUACCCUUGCUGUCACAUCUCCACUCUACGGCGAGCAGUUCUACCGCCCCAUCAAUCCCUCCCUACCUCCAGCACACGCGCCUCGAUGGGCCGAGAUGCCUCUUUCAUGCAUCGAGGAGAUCAUCGGGUCCGGCGCAGACUGCACCGGCUGGAAGAUGCCGCAGAAGUUCGACUUCACAUACACGUGGGCGAACUCGACCGACCCUAUCUACCGCCCCAACCACAAGAGUGUGAAGGAGGCGUUGUUGAAGAGCAGGAUCGUGACGAACCCGGACGCCAGCAAGUGGCAUUACCGUGACUACGAUGAGUUGCGUCACUCCACACGGAGUCUUCUCGACCACUUCCGCCCGUAUGCCAAGCAAUUCACCAUCCUCGCGACCGACUUCCCCAGCGAUGGUCUUACGCCAUCUUCUCCGCAUCGCAUCGGCCAGAUGCCGCAGUGGCUCGACAUCGACCUUCCGCACGGCACCUCGCAAUGGAAGGACGGCGACAUCGAGCUGAAGAUCCAGUAUCCGGCCGAGUAUUUCGAUAAGUACUAUGGCACGACAUUCAACUCGCUCGCAAUCGAGUCGCAGAUGGGUAACUUGAGGGAUAUUAACGAUAUCUUUGUAUACAUCAACGACGACAUGUACUUCGUGCAGGAUAUGAUGCCGGCCGACUUCCAUACUUCCGCGUUCGGCUUUGUCUUCUGGCUCGAGUUUUGGAACCCGGUCUUGCCUAUCUACGCUCCCAUCCCGAAGCGCGGCGAGCUCCCGCAGAUGCGCGAGUCCAACGUGCUCCUGAGCGAGCGAUUUGGUCCGACCAACCGCGCCUACCGCGCGCACGUACCGAAGGUUAUGUCCGUCUCCCUAGUGCGCGAGAUGGCCGAGACCUUCCCGGAGGCCUUCGAGCGCACGGCGGCUCGCCCGUUCCGUUCCGUUUGGCCCGUAGGCGAGCAUUCCGACGUGCACACGCUUUGGAUGUUCCCGCAUUACAUCAUCGAGCGCUGGCGCGAGGGCCUCCUGUGGGCUUGGGCUGUUGCGCGCAUGGGCGGUGACGACGAUUCGUGGAAUUCGGGUACGGCGUGGAUGGAGUUGGGCGGCGGUACGUUCGCGGAGACCAUUGAGGUCGGCCCAGUCGAGCGUGAGACGCUCAGCAACCCCUCGGAGACGCUCAUGAACGCUGGAUACGUCGCCAGCCAUACCGGCUCCAAGUACUUCUUCAGCUCGAACGAUGGGUACCCGUACUACGCCGUACGCCAGACGGAGACACUUGACGUGCCGAAUCUCGCCAAGGACGCGCCUUGCACGAUUGCCCGCGCCGAGUGCCUUCCGCCGUACAUCCACACUGCGAGCGAGGCAUUCAAGCAUAUCGCCUUCAAGCGCCCGCAGUGCGGAGAUUGCAUCAUCAACCGUCUCGUACAAAACAGCGGCGCUCGUGGUCUAUCUGCCGUGCUCCCACCUGCUACGCGCACAUUCGUCGCGCCAGUCACAGGUCCAACGGCCGAGUCGCUCCCGCGCGUUCCGACCUGGAACGAAGGCGCCUUUGCUCUCUCCGACGUCCUCUCGCAAUCGCCCGACGGCCAGCAGAUCAACAUCCGCGCAUGGGCACUUCGCAUGCUUAACCGGUACCGUUUCGUCGUCGCCGAGGCACCGCCGUACGAGUUCGUCCGUCUCAAGACGACGAAGAAGGCCAUCAUCUCGUUUGAGGAGGGCUUGGAGGGUCCGCAGGGACAGGACAAGAAGAUGGUUUGCAUCAACGAUGACGUGGAGAAGGACGAGUAUUUGAAUGAUAUUUCGUCGUUGAUGAUGAACUGGCAAUGGAAGCAUUUCAGUACGGCAGGCGCUUGGGAGGCGUAG
Peniophora sp. CBMAI 1063 is the source of this 2088-nucleotide messenger RNA. NCBI's taxonomy places the organism in Eukaryota, Fungi, Basidiomycota, Agaricomycetes, Russulales, Peniophoraceae. The record is from the annotation of a GenBank genome assembly.